AUGGGCAGAAAAGCUGAGCAGUUAUACCAGGCAGGCACUGCGCCUCCAGAGACUUUGGACGUUGGCGAGUUUGUUGCACAGGUUUUGAGGCCGCGUGGGAAUAGCGCUUACGAUGUGAGUGUACCUGAAUCGACCACUGCCAUGGUGCGCCAACUCUUGCGCAUCCCAGAAAAGUACGCCGAGGACCAGCCACUAACAUUGAUUGUUGAUAUGCCUCCCAAGUUCCGAAACACGCUAUUUGUGAAACGGGGCGGGUACGUGCUGGUUGGACUCAAGGAUGAUUUGGAGUUGGUUUAUCCUGGAGCAGCAGUAGAGCGAGAAAAAGAGGACCAGCAACAACAACAACCACAAGAACAGUUACCUGAUCCAGAGCUAGAGCAAGUCACAGAAGUCAAAGAAGAAGCAACAAAGAAACCGGCCAAGAGUAAAAAGCCCCGAGGGAAACAGCCCAACCCACUCAAGCAACAGCUCAAGCUGCACGGCACUCUUAAGCCCAAACCAACAAGUGGAACCACCACUCCAGGUACUUCUGCAUCAAGUGCAUCGAAACCCAAAACCCACGAAACAAUAGCUGUAGGCGAGAUUGUGGCGGUAGUAAUGCGCGGUGCACGAGAAUGGCACAAGCGGGCGUGGUGGCCUGUGGAAUAUUGA
Messenger RNA from Magnusiomyces paraingens, 651 nucleotides. RefSeq lists its product as uncharacterized. The coding region runs from base 1 to 651 and encodes 216 amino acids. The transcript is spliced from 2 exons. NCBI's taxonomy places the organism in Eukaryota, Fungi, Ascomycota, Dipodascomycetes, Dipodascales, Dipodascaceae. The record is from RefSeq and is a predicted model, not a curated record.